UCCUCGAGGAAAGGAACCGGGUCCUGCCGCUCUAGGCGCCCGUUCUCUAUAGCACAACGAUGACGUAACCGCCAGCCCUCACGUCUCGCGAGAUCUUGGUGCUCGGGCAAGGAGGAGACGGCGAAGAUGGCGGCGACGACGGCGCUCUCUCUGAGCACAGAGACUGUGAAGGUGGAAAAUGGACAGAGCACAGCAGCCAAGCUGGGGCUUCCUCCCCUCACCCCAGAGCAGCAGGAGGCACUUCAGAAGGCCAAGAAGUACGCGAUGGAGCAAAGCAUCAAGAGCGUUUUAGUGAAGCAGACCAUUGCGCACCAGCAGCAGCAGCUCACGAACCUUCAGAUGGCAGCAGUGACAAUGGGCUUUGGAGAUCCUCUCUCACCUUUACAAUCGAUGGCCGCUCAGAGGCAGCGGGCCCUGGCCAUUAUGUGCCGGGUCUACGUGGGUUCCAUUUACUAUGAGCUGGGCGAGGACACGAUCCGGCAGGCUUUCGCCCCUUUUGGCCCUAUCAAGAGCAUUGACAUGUCAUGGGAUUCUGUGACAAUGAAGCACAAGGGCUUUGCUUUUGUGGAGUACGAGGUGCCUGAAGCCGCGCAGUUAGCCCUGGAACAAAUGAACUCGGUCAUGCUGGGAGGACGGAACAUCAAGGUUGGCAGGCCCAGCAACAUUGGCCAAGCCCAGCCCAUCAUCGAUCAGUUGGCCGAGGAGGCCCGGGCCUUCAACCGCAUUUACGUGGCCUCAGUCCACCAGGACCUUUCUGAUGACGAUAUCAAGAGCGUCUUUGAGGCCUUCGGAAAGAUCAAAUCUUGCACGCUGGCCCGAGAUCCCACAACAGGGAAGCACAAGGGCUACGGGUUCAUUGAGUAUGAGAAGGCGCAGUCCUCUCAAGAUGCCGUCUCGUCCAUGAACCUCUUUGACCUGGGCGGCCAGUACCUUCGUGUUGGCAAAGCGGUCACUCCCCCCAUGCCGCUCCUGACUCCCGCAACGCCCGGUGGGCUCCCUCCUGCAGCAGCAGUAGCAGCAGCUGCUGCCACAGCAAAGAUCACAGCGCAGGAAGCGGUGGCGGGAGUGACAGGCGCUGCUGUCCUGAGCACCUUAACCACUCCAGGACUAGUGACUCCGGCGCUGACCUUAGCACAGCCCCUGGGGGCGCUCCCACAGGCUGUGAUGGCUGCACAAGCACCCGGUGUGAUCACAGGCGUUACCCCUGCCCGCCCGCCCAUUCCUGUCACCAUUCCCCAGGUGGGCGUGGUGAACCCCAUCUUGGCCAGCCCCCCAACGCUGGGCCUCCUGGAAGUGAAGAAGGAGAAGGAGGAAGAAGAGGUUUUCCAAGAAUCUGAAAGGCCAGAGAUGCUCAGCGAGCAGGAGCACAUGAGCAUCUCUGGGAGCAGCGCCCGCCACAUGGUGAUGCAGAAGCUCCUUCGGAAGCAGGAGUCAACGGUGAUGGUUCUGCGCAACAUGGUGGACCCCAAGGACAUUGAUGAUGACUUGGAAGGGGAAGUGACUGAGGAGUGUGGCAAGUUCGGAGCAGUCAACAGAGUCAUCAUCUACCAGGAGAAGCAGGGCGAGGAGGAGGAUGCAGAGAUCAUUGUGAAGAUUUUUGUGGAGUUCUCCAUGGCUUCAGAGACUCACAAAGCCAUCCAGGCCUUGAAUGGCCGCUGGUUUGCUGGCCGGAAAGUGGUGGCUGAGGUGUAUGACCAGGAGAGAUUUGACAACAGUGACCUCUCCGCAUGAACUCUGCUCCAGAGAGACUUUUCUGUUGUUCUCCGUUGUUCUCCUCCACCUUCCCUAUGUUCAGGGAUACUACUGGGCCAACCCUGCUUACUCUCGUGAUGUCUGUGUAGUUUCGGAUAAAAAUGCAGGAACGAAAA
This is a messenger RNA of Pogona vitticeps (central bearded dragon), 1868 nucleotides long. It is a transcript of the gene PUF60, whose product is annotated as poly(U) binding splicing factor 60. The record is from RefSeq and is a predicted model, not a curated record. NCBI's taxonomy places the organism in Eukaryota, Metazoa, Chordata, Lepidosauria, Squamata, Agamidae. Gene Ontology annotation, cellular component: catalytic step 2 spliceosome; precatalytic spliceosome. Gene Ontology annotation, biological process: alternative mRNA splicing, via spliceosome; mRNA splice site recognition; regulation of alternative mRNA splicing, via spliceosome. Gene Ontology annotation, molecular function: RNA binding.